CAGUCAAGGAAGUUUGUGGGACAUAGCAACAGUAGGGUUUUACAAGCAUGGAUCUUACUCUCCAGUUUCUUCAAAAUCAGGCACUUUUCCCUUCUACAAAGCAUCCUUUUGGAAGGAAAUAAAACAGAUGCAUGAGAAGAGAAAGGAAGCCUUUGGUCUAGUGCACCGCAAGAAGGUGGAGGGUAGUGGAUGCAGCUUAUGUGCUCCGAGAAAGGCUCGACCCCUUGACCAUGAAGGACUUUGUUCUAUCAUUACUGAGUCGGGGGUGUGGCCAGAUGGUCCAGGUAGAAGAAGAUAGCUUUGGUGGAAGGAUUGAGGUCUGUCUGGAGCCUGAGGACUAUUUCAACUGGAAAUCCCAACAAGCCCUGCUUCGCUUGUCCCACAGUGGUCAUGUUUGGACAGGAGGCGAUCCCGCACCCCCUAAAACCUAUAGCACCAGGAGGGGGCCCCUCAUCUUAUACUCUGAGGACCUUGCACUGUCGCCUUUGCGACCUGAUGAUGCCAGCACUAAGGCACCAGAGUCUGGGCAUCCCCAGCAUGGAGCAGAGCGUCAGGUCCCUCCUCAGUGGCACCUUGCGGACCCUAUAGUGGCUUAUGGCAGAAAGCAGAUUCGGAGGUCCUACGUCUCAGGCGAUGUGCCCCCUCUCCUGUCCACCCUCCCCUCCAGGCUCGCUCUGCCCCGAUGCCGCACCAAGCACUCCCUGGCUCCUCUGAACCCUAUCUGCAAGCCCAAGGUCAUGACCUCUGACUCCGAACUCUCUCCAGGUCCCACCGAUAAUUGUGCCCCAGCACAUCCCCGCAAGGAGGCAGAAACAUUUUCCACCCCCAGUGCCUGCCCUACAUCAGGUCACCUCCCCCCUGUAUCAGAGGGAGGGGCCCCAUGCCUUGGGGAUAAAAAAUCCCUCCUGUCCUCCACAGAAAAUGAAGCAUUUCAAUUAUCCAGCCCGGAAAAUCAAAGAAAGGCUGAGAAUCUGAAGACAUUUAGCUUUAGGGUCAUCAUGGGGACUCCUGGGUCACGCAUGAGUCCAAUCCCAGAAACGCAGGAGAAUUUUGGCAGCACUGUGGAUGGAAAAGAGGCACAGAUGGCGCGUCGCGUGCUCGGCUGUCCUGGGCGCAUAGGAGCUGGUGGGAUAUGUAGCACAGCGGCACCCCCAGCUGUCAGGGAGGCAGCAUGUCCUCUGAGGACCGCCAGUGUGGACUACUCCUGGGAGUGCAGCCCCGUCUCACACAUCACCUACUAUGGAGGCCACAUGGGUGGUGCAAGGGCCCGGGGCAACUUGAGGCUGAGGAAGGCAGACCCCCCUGACAGAUGGGACGAGGCCGUCCCAGACCCUGCGUUCUCUAACAUACGCUUACCACCUGUGCCCGUGGGACCCUUGGUUGCAUCCGACCAAUUUAGGAACACAGAUGUGUUCGAGCCUGUAGCCAGACAGGAACCACGGACAUGUGACAUCAGCACUGCAGUUCCUGCUCAUGCCCACUUGGAAAGACAAGUUCACAGGAAGCUGCUUCUACCCGUGCUUAUCCCUGUGCACAGAGAGCGGCAGAACGUUCUGGAAUUCCACGGUGGUCUCUGGGGCGACAGUGUUGCAGAUAAGCAGAGGGACGAGCCCUCUAAGCAAACUGGACGGGACGAAUGCGACGUCUGCAAUACGAGCGGAGUAGGUCCAAGUGCUGCAAAGAUCGCUCCUAUGCUCCACUGCAACAGGCGCAACCCAGCCGGCUUCACUGCGGUGGAGCCAGCAGAAGAUGAAGGCCCCCCCCUGGGUGUCCUGCCCCCUCUGGCAGGCCGCAGGGGUCCUGGGAAACAGAGUUCCAUGGCCUUCCACAAACACAGCUCUAAUGAUGGUCAUGACCUCCUUGACCCCCACGACCCCGAGAAUGAAGUGGUGAGGGGGAGUCUUCCUGUAGCCCUGAAAGAGUGGGUCCACAGCGGUACCACAGGUGCCUGGGUCAUGGGUCCUGAUGGUGAAAUCAUACGUCUGUCCAUCUGGGACCCAGCCACCGACGUGCAGGAGCCCCAGUUGCUUGAUAACAUUAUUCGAGAGCAAGCCCUAAGUGCUCUGGCCUCAGAUGCGGUGCUGCAGGAGCCCUGGGCCAUAAUUCUACAGCCAGAUCCAGCUGAGGCAGGGUUUAUUGACACUACCCUCCGCUUCACAAGCCCUUCUCACCCAAGGAAUCGGAUGACUGACAGGGAAGAUGAUCUUGAUGUACAGCGGGAAGCUGUGAAGAGUCACGCUGUGGAAGCUGAUCGCGAGGUUGCUGUACAGGGAGCGGGAAAGGGGUUUGCCCACAAGAUCCAAGAACAACAGAGAGUCUGUGCCCAGGGUCAUUCCACUGGGGAACACGGUCGGAGUACCAUUCCAUCCCACAGUCUUCCUGUUGAGGAACAGGGGACCAGUUAUUUCUCUGGUCAACGGGAUCCAAGGAGCAUUGCUGCCAGUAAUCAUCUGCCUGAGGAACAGGGGCAGAGGACCGUAUCUUUAAAUGGCCAACAAUUUGAUGAACAGAAACACAAGACUGGUAUUGCUGAUGGUCACCCAUUUAAAGAGCAGGAGCAGAAAAUCAUUGCUGACACCACUGCAUACAUAAGAAACCAACUUUCAGGGCCAGACCGUUCUGCAAGCUUUAAUACAACCAUGCCUCUGUCAGUACUUCAAGUGGAGGAGGAGGAGGACCUCUCUGAAGAAGGCACACAGGGGCAUGUAGAACAAGGCAACUCCUUGGUUGUAUCACCAACAGAGAAGUUCCAUCAUAUCAGUCAUCCAGGAUUGAAGCCAACCAGCAGUAAUAAUUCCACAGUGGGCCUUCACAGCAGCAUGAGAACUUCCAGAACGACUGCAGGAGCCCUGAGAGCUGGGUGGACCGAAGAGCCCAAGCAAACAAACACAUCUGCAGAUGUAGACAAAGCAGAAAUCGGCGGGCAGCAAGAGGAAACAAAAUAUACAAAAAGGAAACAGGAGCUUAUGGAGGAAAGAUUACGUAAAAAAUCAGCUGCCCGGGUUCCCAUGGGUGACCAAACAUCAAAAAAAGCAAACCCAAAAGGACAGAGGCUUCAGAAAAGUUCUAGUUCAGAAGCAGGGAUGGUGGUGAACCAAAGGAAAAAGAAGAUGAAAAGCCAAGAGGAGUUUGUUGUUGGAAAGCCACGUGAGAGCAGCAUGAAGACUGACAAAGCUGAGAGAACCCUCCAUUUAAAGAAGAAACUUAAGGCCUCCACCCUGAAUAAAGUAGCCAAAGACAGAGACCUGGGGGCUGAAGAAUGGGCUGAGAGCAGAAUGACACUGGACAGUCUUUGUGACAGGGACUGCACAAGCGAUGAAGACGAGUGCCAACUGCAUGGUUCUGUAUCACACAGCUCUGUGGAAGGAGCCUCUUUAGGGACACCCAGCACAAGCAGGACUGACCACCAGGAGGACACAGCACCACACUGCCAAGGGGCAGCUUCUCAUGAUUACCUCCAGACAUCUGUCGAUACUAUGGUGACAGAAGACCAAGCACAGCUUCUUAGCAGGAAGGCUAGCAGUAGCAUGGAUGACACCAAUGGAAAACUUGCAUCCUGUGUGGAGCAGCAGAGGGCAGGACCGGUCGAGCGUGCCGAACGGCGCAGAAUGGAAGUGGAGAGGAAGAGAAAGGAGAAACAGGAGGAGAAGCAACGGCAGCAGGAACGAGAGGAGAGGGAGGAGCGCAUGAGGCUGGAGCUGGAGACUGAGCAACAGCAGCGAGCAGAGGCACUCAGACUUAAGCGGCUGAAAGAGCAGGAGGAGCGACAGAAGCUGGAAGAGGCACAGAGGGAGAGGGUGAGGAGAAAGCAGGCUGAGAAAGAAGUAGAAAAGAGGAGGCAGGAGGAGGAAAGGCGGCAGCUCCAACGCCUCCUGAGAAUCAGGCGAGAGGAGCAGGAACGCAGGGCAGCGGAGCUGGAGAGCCAGUGUGCAGCGGAAGAGGCACAGAGAGAGGAGGAGAGGAGGAAGCUGCAAGAUAUGGAGGAGAAUGAGCGGAGGGAGUACCUGCACAGACAACUGGAAGAAGAGGAGCAAAAGCAGAAGGCAGAGGAGAAGAGGAAGAGGAAGCAGGAAGAGGAAACGCAGCAGGCUAUAGAGCAGGCUAGACUGCAAGCAGAAAUAUUCGCCAGGCAGUGUGAAGCCCUCGAGAAGCAGAUGCAGUCCCGGCGGGCUUUGCUGCUGGAAUCCGAGGCACUGGGGCUCACUCAGGACAUCUCGCGGCCCUGGGUCUACUCAUACUUCACCUUGAUGGACGCUCUGGGCCUCACAGCACCGCCUACGGCCCCAGAGGAGCUGGCAAGGGACAGCACAGCACACUCCCCAAAAGCAGAAGAAUGAGAUGGAUGAAGCCCUAAACAAUCAGAGAUGCAAGGAAGAACAUGGGCUGCUCCAGCAUGGACUCCACACAGCACCCCUUGGGGUACAGCUUAAGCCGUUUACUCACUAAACCAUCUGCUGCACUAUUUAAAGUGAGCCAGGCGGAAUACUGUCAAAAUAAACAGGUUAAUAAAACAUACUGC
Brienomyrus brachyistius is the source of this 4519-nucleotide messenger RNA. Its product is annotated as microtubule-associated protein futsch. The record is from RefSeq and is a predicted model, not a curated record. The transcript has 25 exons. The coding region runs from base 231 to 4337 and encodes 1368 amino acids. NCBI's taxonomy places the organism in Eukaryota, Metazoa, Chordata, Actinopteri, Osteoglossiformes, Mormyridae.